Molecule: messenger RNA, 7108 nt
Organism: Homarus americanus (American lobster)
Lineage: Eukaryota; Metazoa; Arthropoda; Malacostraca; Decapoda; Nephropidae
Product: ATP-binding cassette sub-family F member 1-like
Exons: 9
Coding region: 112-3444 (1110 amino acids)
Molecular function (GO): ATP binding; ATP hydrolysis activity
Source: RefSeq, a predicted model, not a curated record
GGCUGGUCUCUCCUGGUCCACAUGUAGAGAGAGGUGGCCGCCGCAUAAUACCACAAAUUUGUUAAGUUUACCUCCUUACAGACUACAUAACAUCUUUAAUUGGCUACCAGGAUGCCACCCAAGAAAGGCAAGAAGGGUAAGAACAAGGGAGAUUGGGGCUCUGAUGCGGAGGAAGAGAAGAAAGUAACGGGUAAUGUACAGGACAGUGAAGAGGAAAGUGUGACAGCUGUACAGAAGAAAAAUAAAAAGAAGAAAGGAAAGAAUAAAAAUGAGAUAAGUGAUGAUGAGGAACUAGUGAAGAGCCAACUAGUGGAAGUAGAUGAUAAGAAGAAAGGUAAGAAGAAGAAAGGUAGAACCAAGAAUGAUGUGAGUGAUGAGGAAGAUAAUGUUAAGACACCAGCCAUAGACAUGGAAGAGAAGAAGGGAAAGAAGAAGAAAGGAAAGGGGAAGAACGACGUAAGUGAUGAUGAAGACGAACCACCUGUGAGUAAAAAGAACGAAGCAAUGCACAAGAAGGGGAAAAAGAAGAAAGGAAAAGGGAAAGGAGAAGACUGGAGCGAGGAAGAUAAGGCGAAGAACGACGUAAGUGAUGAUGAAGACGAACCACCUGUGAGUAAAAAGAACGAAGCAAUGCAGAAGAAGGGGAAAAAGAAGAAAGGAAAAGGGAAAGGAGAAGACUGGAGCGAGGAAGAUAAGGCGAAGAACGACGUAAGCGAUGAUGAAGACGAACCACCUGUGAGUAAAAAGAACGAAGCAAUGCAGAAGAAGGGGAAAAAGAAGAAAGGAAAAGGGAAAGGAGAAGACUGGAGCGAGGAAGAUAAGGCGAAGAACGACGUAAGUGAUGAUGAAGACGAACCACCUGUGAGUAAAAAGAACGAAGCAAUGCAGAAGAAGGGGAAAAAGAAGAAAGGAAAAGGGAAAGGAGAAGACUGGAGCGAGGAAGACAAGGUAGUCGAAGACAUCACAAACCCUGCCGGCGAAAGUGACGAAGAAACCACCAAAGAGAAAGUGACAAUUAAACACAUGAAGAAGAAGAAAGAUAAGAAGAAGAAGGGGAAGAAAGACGAUUGGUCCGAUGAUGACGAGGAUGUACUGGCGGAUAAGAUGAUAAACAUGGACUUGGAAGACGGAACCGAUGACGAGAUGUCUAAACAGAUGGACUUCAAAGCAAAACAGAAGAAAAAGAAAGAAAGAAAGAAGAUUCAGGAGGAAGAGGAGGACGAAGAGGCUGACGCAGAAGACGAAGACAUGGAAGAGGAAGAAGAAGAGAAGGAAAAGGAAGUGGAGGUGGUGAAGAAAAAAGAGGAAGUAGCAAAGAUGGAAGAGGAAGUAGCAAAGAAGAAAGAGGAAAUGGAAGUAGUGGAAGAGAAGAAACCAGAAGAUGUAGAUAGAGAGGAAGUAGAGGAGAAACCUAAUAGCGGAAAAGAGAAACAGAAGGAAGAGGAGAAGGUAACAACACCCGAGCCUAUGGAGGUGACGACGACCCCCUCACCACCCCCGCCGGCCCAGGUCUUGGCCUCACCCCCGGCAGAGGAGUCCGAAGAAGAGGAAGAGGAGGAGAGUGAAGAAAUGAAGUUAAAGAAGAAACGUCUGGCAGAAAAAGAAGCAUUAAAGAAGUUGUCGCACAAGGAGAGGAAGAAGAUAAAGCAACAGUUGGAGUACGAGAGACAAAUGGAAGCCAUGUUGAAAAAGGGAGGACACGGCUCCUCUGCCCUUGAUGACACAUUCUCUGUCUCCCAGGCAGAAAAAUCUGAUAAACAGCAAUCACAGUUAGAAAAUGCUGUGGACAUUAAGAUUGAGAACUUCAGUAUAUCAGCCAAGGGCAAGGCACUGUUCACAAAUGCUUCACUCAUGAUUGCAAAUGGGCGAAGAUAUGGUCUGGUUGGUCCUAAUGGCCAUGGCAAGACCACUCUACUACGUCACAUACAGUCCAGGGCUCUCAACAUUCCUCCAAAUAUCGAUGUUCUUUACUGUGAACAGGAGGUAAUCGCCGACGACACUCGAGCCAUUGAUGUCGUCCUCCAAGCGGACAAGAAACGCAGUGAUCUUCUGAAGGAGAAAGACGAACAUGAGGGAAACAUGAAGAAGAAAAACAAAGAGGUGGAUAUGGAUCGUUUACAAGAUGUUUACGAUGAGCUGAAGGCUAUUGGAGCAGAUAAGGCAGAGCCCAAGGCCAGGAGGAUUUUGGCCGGUCUUGGGUUUACCCGUGAGAUGCAGGGCAGAGCGACCAAGAACUUCUCAGGCGGUUGGAGAAUGAGAGUGUCCCUAGCCCGCGCCCUCUUCAUGGAACCAACUCUGCUCAUGCUUGACGAACCUACCAACCAUCUGGACUUGAACGCCGUCAUUUGGUUAGACAAUUAUCUGCAGGGUUGGAAGAAAACUCUUUUGGUUGUUUCCCACGACCAGUCCUUCCUUGACAAUGUGUGUACCGAUGUUAUCCACUUAGACAUGCACAAACUACAAUAUUACAAGGGCAAUUACUCCAUGUUUAAGAAGAUGUUGGUUCAAAAGAGAAAAGAGCAGAUAAAGGCGUACGAAAAGCAGGAGAAGCGAAUCAAGGAUAUGAAAGCCUCCGGUGCCUCAAAGAAACAAGCUGAAAAGAAAACCAAGGAAGUGCUCACUCGUAAGCAGGAGAAGAAUCGUGCCAAAAACAAGAAAGAGGAGAAAGAAAACGGACCCACUGAGUUACUUGAAAAACCUCAAGAAUACAUUGUCAAAUUCAACUUCCCAGAGCCUCCACCCCUGCAGCCCCCAAUUCUGGGAUUGUAUAAUGUUAGCUUUAACUAUGAUGGUCAUAAGCCACUUUUUAAGAAAGUUGAUUUUGGUAUAGACAUGGAUUGUCGGAUAGCAAUUGUUGGUCCAAAUGGUGUAGGAAAAUCAACAUUCUUGAAGUUGUUAUUAGGCGAACUGUCCCCGACCAUAGGAGAAUUACGGAAAAAUCACCGUGUGAAGAUUGGUAGGUACGAUCAGCACUCCGGAGAACACCUGACUGCAGAAGAGUCUCCAUCUGAAUAUCUAAUGAGACUUUUUAAUCUUCAGUACGAGAAGGCCAGGAAAGCCCUCGGCACAUUUGGUCUUGCCUCUCACGCACACACCAUUAAGAAUAAGGAUCUCUCGGGAGGCCAGAAGGCACGAGUGGCUCUGGCUGAACUUUGUCUGUCUUCUCCUGAUGUUCUGAUUCUUGAUGAACCCACCAACAACUUGGACAUUGAAAGUAUCGACGCCCUUGCCGAGGCCAUCUCGGAGUACAAAGGCGGCGUGAUCAUUGUCUCUCACGACGAGCGCUUGAUCCGAGACACCAACUGUAACCUGUGGGUCAUAGAAGAGCAGACUAUUAAUGAAAUCGACGGAGGCUUUGAUGAAUACCGUAAAGAGCUGUUGGAGGAGCUCGGUGAGGAGAUCAACAACCCAAGUAUUUCUGCUCAUGCUGCUGCUGAUCUGUAAAUUUUUGGUAUUGUACACAUGCUCAUUAUAUUCAUUUUUAUAUAGUUAUUUAGUCUUCACACACACACACACACACAGACACACAUAUAUAUAUAUAUAUAUAUAUAUUGGUCUUUUGCUUCUGGUUAUGGCUAAAAACCAAGUAUCUCAUUGUAACAAGAGUACCUGCUAUGUCUGAAUUUUAUUUUAUUGCCCACUAGGAAAAUAUUCAUUACUUAAGACUCCACCAACCUAGGAGAUUUGGGAUGAACCACUUGUGGAGAGCCAGUUAUAAUGGAUAGUUAGAGCAGUACAGCUUCGAAAUUACAUACAGUACAUAAAAUUUUAGUAAAGCACAUUAUUGUACCUUUAUGAAACUUUACUUCAUAAACAAAAAUUAACAAGCUUUCCUUUAAGAAACUACAUUGCCUUUUGUGCCAGCAUUCUACCACUCACACUCAUGCUGUGGGCGGUAAGUACGUACAAACAUAUCCAACGUCUUCGAUCUUGGUAAUGCUUUCUUGCUCCUCCUUGACAUAGGUGUUUGUUAGUUAGGAUAAAUCUUCAAAUUAGUUUGCUUGUGUAUGUCAUCGCUUUUCUUUAUUCUCCGAUGCUGAAGUUAACAUAGUACAGUAAUGUUAUGGCUCUCUUCAGUUUGAUGGUUAACACGUCACAUUUUAUCUCCCGUACUUUCACUUUUGAUAAUGGGGAAGACAGUAGGGGCAGUUCUCAUUGUCCAUUGCCCCAGUGUUAAUUUUUUCAUUAACUGUUCAUUUGAAAAGAAAGUUGAUAGUUAAAUUAUAAUUGACAAAAGGCCCCAUCCUUUUCAGGAUAGUUUACCCAAGUGUGUGACAGUAAUGGGUGUUGUGUAGUCCUGCAUACAAUAGUUCAUUGUACAAUGUAAUUCGUCCGUUUCACUUUUAUCGUUAAAUAAUAUUCAAUUAAAUUUAAUUAUAGACUACUGUAUUUUGUAUUUAGAUUAUUUGUAAAAUCUUCACCAACAUCUUUACUACUUGAAAAGUAAAUACAGGUAUAUAUCAUUGCAGAAUAUUAAGUAAAUUCAAUAAAUUCUUUCAGACAAAUGUGCAGAAUCAGACAUUUUCAUGUUUUAAACACAAAUGUGCCAGCCCUGCUGUGCCUCAUGUUGGGUUACCAUUUUUUUUUUUUUUGCAUUAAAGUGCCCUCCAUUUUUAGAUUAUGGCCUCUUUAAUUAUUCGGUAAGUGAUAGUGGUGCACCGUGAAGAGGAGCAACAUAACACCUGAAGAUCAGAGCCUAUAUAUAAUCAGUGUAAACAAUUUUUACCUGGGAGUGCUGUGAUACAAGCCCAGACCACCAAGGGCAUGGAGUCCUUGAGUUGCAAUUAGUAGCUAAGGAUGGGUAGCUUUUAGUCCAUCGUGGUCCAGUGGAUGACUGGGUUCAAAUCCCGGCACUUGAGGUGAAAAUUUUUUAUAUUUGUGUCAGCUUCCAGACCAUCACUAGUAAAUGUUACAUGUCAAUUACUGCCAAGAUGCAUUUUGUAAGAUGUUAUUGUAAAAACACCGAGUGAAAUUAGAUACAGAUACAAUUGUUGGGACACAUCUUCCAUGUAUUAGAUGAAAGUCAAUGGGGGUAGUCGACCCCUUCAUUCAUCAUUUUGAUUUUAAUUGUGGUCCUCAGGAGUUCAUCCCCAAGGUAUAGCGAGGACUCACUGUACCGAGUGUUUGGAAGCUGACGUGUUGAUUUAGUGAUAUAAACAUCAGAAAAUUGGAUAAAGUCACAAAUGUAACAAGAGUCUAUUGCUUACCUCAGGAGAUAUAAUAUGCGGACUGAGUGUAUGCCAACCAACAAUCUGCUGUAUUCCAUCUUAUUGUUGAUUGACUGGUCUGAAGCACCCAGUUUUCACUGCCUCACAAUGGACUGUGAUCAACUUUGCUAUGUAUCUGAUGUGAUAUACGUGUGACCACUGACCCCACGGGUAGUCUGUUUUGGUCUGUGGAUUUUUUUGCAAAAUUGCGUUUACUUUUGAGAUGGGUGAAAUAUGUGGAUAGGUGACAAUUUCAGUUACUUAGAGAUGACGAUUGUAGCAAGUCUAUUGUAUUAUUGUACUGUACAUUCAAAUCACAUUUUUGCUCUCCUUUUGUUCCCAAUAAGAAACUAUUAUUGAUUAUUUUUAAUAAUGUACUAUCAUGCCUCUUUUAACGAAGCCUCGGCCAAUGGAAUUUCAUUUAACGGAUAAGAAAAAAUAUGCAUUUAAUAAGUACUGUAUAGUAUAGCAUCAUUCAAGAGACAUUCAAGAGAAAAAAUAAAAGCAAGUGGUGAAAAAGAACAAAAAAUAAAAUCCACCACUAUCUUUAUUGCUUACAUUCUCUAAGCCAAUCAGCCAUCGUCUCAAAUGUAUACAGUAGCCCGCCAAGAUUCAUAUCGGUUGUGUCACGGUAGGUCUUUUCAUACUCACUAUUUACGUGUGUCUUAUGAACGUAUUGUCCAUUAUGUCUUGUAAAUGGCCUGCAAGUGAGUGUAUUGGUAAACCAGCCUAGGUGCCCAGGAAAGUCUUCCCAUGAGCUGUCUCUUGUCUCCCACCACUGCCAGAAAGAAGGAGUAGGUGCUCAGUAGGAGAGAGGGGCAGUGGUGGUAAACCACACAGCAAGCUCUGAAAAAUUAACUAGUUAGUGUUAUUAAAUUUAGUUUUAUUUAUUAUUGACGUUGUCAAAGUCUUCAUUUGAAUGUACAAAGUUAAGCAAUACAGGUUAGAACCUCGCUAAAAUGGUUAAUGUCACAUGCUUAUGUUUUGCAACAUUACAACCACUUCCACUGCUUGCUGGUCUCUUAGGAAGCAUAUUUUGGGGGUAAAUUAUAAGUAUUUAAAGGUAAAAUAGUGGCAACAGCCACUUGAAGUGUGCUAUGACACCGUCCCGAACCAUCGAAGCUGCCAAACUCGGGUCCUGGAUUAGCGGGGUUUAGCCUGUAUCACCUGUACUGAUUGCGAGAGCCAUAUUUGGUGUUUUAUUAUUAUUGUGCUGGAGGUGUUUUUUUGCUUGCUUCUUAAUAUUUACAGUACUGUAUUGUAUUCUUCGUACAGAGUCGGCGGUGGAAAAUCAUAUAUGUAUUUCUAACUAACUGCAACUUUUUUCUAAUGUUUAAGACCUAUUUUGGCAUGCAUAAUCACUAUUUAGUCAUUCUGUAUGUAAAUAGUAGUAUUUAAAGGCAUUUAUUUAUCAGUUCAAUUAAUUUUGCUAUUAAACAAGAACGCAUCUCCAUAAGCACCAUGUUAGAAUGACCUCUUAACGGAUAUUUUGCUCAGCAAACCCGCCUUAAGAAUGUAUCUUGUCUGUUAUAAGAGGCAUGAUAGUACGGUACUGUAUGUUUAUAUGUUAAUUAGAACUAUGGAUAAUCAGUUUCAGAGGUCACUAGAGACUGUAGUGAUAUUUCUGUUUGUAUUAUGAGUGAAGAAAUACUUAAUAGUGCAUCAAGUAUUCAAAAUGUCCAACAACUGUAUCACUUAUCAAGCUUUCAGUUUACAAAAUCAUAGAAAAUAAAAAAGUUAUUGAAGAGGUUUUUAAGUAUUGAUAAGAUUACAUGACAUGGUAUUAAGACAGUUAAGUGGAGUUGUGGUUUCAGAGACAGCAGUGGCAUUGAUUACUAUCCAUCUUCUGUUUAUGGAACUUCUAUACUGAAUGUGUCUGUAGAUAAUAAACUUAAUAUUUA